UCCUCCCUCCGGCCCUCAGCCGCACUUUCCCGCUCGAGCCGCCGCCGCCGCCGCCGCGCCCCGAGCACCUUGCGCCCCGGCACCCCGCGCCCCGGCACCCCGCGCUCCGCCAUGCCCAACAUCGUGCUCUUCAGCGGCAGCUCGCACCAGGACCUGUCCCAGCGCGUGGCCGACCGCCUGGGCCUGGAGCUGGGCAAGGUGGUCACCAAGAAAUUCAGCAACCAGGAGACCAGCGUGGAGAUCGGCGAGAGCGUGCGUGGGGAAGAUGUCUACAUCAUCCAGAGUGGCUGUGGCGAGAUCAACGACAACCUCAUGGAGCUGCUCAUCAUGAUCAACGCCUGCAAGAUCGCGUCCUCCUCCAGGGUGACCGCCGUCAUCCCCUGCUUCCCCUACGCCCGGCAAGAUAAGAAGGACAAGAGCCGUGCUCCCAUUUCUGCGAAACUCGUGGCCAACAUGCUCUCGGUGGCUGGGGCGGAUCACAUCAUCACCAUGGACCUGCAUGCGUCUCAGAUCCAGGGCUUCUUCGACAUUCCUGUGGAUAACCUGUAUGCGGAGCCCGCGGUCCUGCAGUGGAUUCGUGAGAACAUCAGCGAGUGGAGGAACUGCAUCAUUGUCUCCCCUGACGCGGGGGGAGCCAAAAGGGUGACAUCCAUCGCCGACAGACUGAAUGUGGAAUUUGCCCUGAUUCACAAGGAGAGGAAGAAGGCGAAUGAAGUGGACCGGAUGGUUCUGGUGGGGGAUGUGAAGGACCGAGUGGCCAUCCUUGUGGACGACAUGGCCGACACCUGUGGCACCAUCUGCCACGCUGCGGACAAGCUCCUCUCAGCCGGAGCCACCAAAGUGUACGCCAUCCUUACCCACGGCAUCUUCUCUGGGCCUGCGAUCUCCAGAAUAAACAACGCUGCCUUCGAGGCGGUGGUUGUCACUAACACAAUUCCGCAAGAGGACAAAAUGAAGCAGUGCUCCAAGAUUCAGGUCAUCGACAUUUCCAUGAUUUUGGCCGAGGCGAUCCGAAGAACUCACAACGGUGAAUCGGUGUCUUACCUGUUCAGCCACGUCCCACUAUAAGUCGGGGUUGAGCAGAGCCCGCCUGCUCUGGUCUCUCACUUCUUGUCUGAUUUGCUAGCUGUAAGGCUCGCCCUGGUAGGAUAAUGCGAGUGCAUUCGGUCUUUGUACUCUCCAUGGUUUUCCCUUUCUAAAGCUCCAGACUACUCCUUCCUGUUUGGGGGGGAGGGCUGUGGUGAUGUGAUCUCCUGAGGGGGCUGUCUUAAAUGAGAAGUGUUUUUUCUCAUCUUGACUUGUUUGAAUAGGUUUCCUGUCCCUUUGUUCUCUCAAUCUUUUGAGGCCACGACUUUGAAGUGCAUAGUUCCAAUGUAGUGGAAGUUCAUAGUUUAUAUAAAUCGAGGUUGAAGGUGACUUUAGAUGCACACCUGUGCAAAUAUAUAAUGAAAAUGCCUAUGGAUAUUUGGGUUAAACGUUGUAUAGAAAGAGCUCAUUAUUUCCUAGUGAACUUCAUCAAGUAUAUAACUAUGAGCUUUGAAUUAGUCUAAUAAUCAGGCUUCAAAUAAACCAUUUUGGUUAUUGUGCUUAACUUGGACCAAAUGUUAGAUAGCUUAAGAUGGCAAGUGACAACAUCUUUUGGUAAACAUUAGACUUAUCAGAGGUAAUAGAAUUCAUUUUUUUUAAUUAUCACUUUUGAAAAUAUAUACUUAGCAUUUCAACUGGACUGCUGUGUUUUAAAAAGACCAUAAUUAAGUUCAGUGAUAAAGCUGGCCUAGAAAUCAUUUUCCUGCCUGGGUAGAUAGCAUAAUAGUUACGCAAAGAAACUCUCAUGCCUGAGGCUCCGAAGUCCCAGGUUCAAUCCCCCGCACUACCAUAAGCCAGAGCUGAGCAGUGCUCUGGUUAAAUAAAAAUAAAAAGUAACGAAAGAAAGAAAGAAAUCAUUUCCCAAGAGGGUCUCCAAGCUCACUUUCUUCUUGAUGGUCUCUGUCCAUCCCAGAAGGCUAUCUGAACACUUGUGCUGUCAUCUUCUGUAUCUGUUUUCUGCUCUAGCUUUCACUGUAUUUCCGAUGAUUCCAUGCUGUAGAUGUGCAUCAAAGUAAAGGCUCCCCUAAAGUCUCACUGAGAUUUCACUUUUUCUAUAAAGGGGUGAGUUUUAGUUGCAUUCCACCCACUGUAUCUUUGAAAGUGGUUUUGUUCAUUUCAUGGGAUACUCCUUUGUCUUUUGUAAUCAGAAGUAGCAAGCCAUCCCGACAGCUAAUUAUCUUAACACAAACUGUUACAUGAACAACCAGGUGGUAAAGAGCCAUGAAGAGGGAGUGCAAAUGACCAAACGUUUGCUCCCUGAAGAUGAUGGUUGAAUUGUGACCUCAGAGCGUCCACUAGGGGACCCUUUACAACAUCUUUCUAGGCAAACAUUGAUUCUUAGUGGAUUUAUUUACAUACUGGUGGGUAACCAAUUGAAUUAUUUAGCCCUCGGAACUUGACUUCAAACUCAGAGUGUAGGAGUAACUAAUUACACCCCUCUGCUGCAUAUUCAAACUUGCAGAGAAUAGAUUCUCUGACCGAAAUUCUUCAUCUGGGAAAUCAGAUCUGUUUAAGACAUUAGCAAUGACUUGGACACCAGUCUUUUUAAGGAUGAUGUAGUCUUCACUGCUGCAGAAGCUGACGUUGGGAGGUACCAGUUGUUGCAGGAACCAGCGCAUUCCUGUACCUUAGAAUAGCCUGGAAGAAAAAAGCUAAGUGCAGUCCAGUAGAGCAGCUAUGUGGCACAAAAUGCCUUGGGGUGUAAAGGCCCUGUUUGGGUGCCACGUGACUUUGAUGUCUGGUAAGUGGGAUGGCUGUAUUCUUGGAAUUCGGAUGCUUAGAGAAAUACAUGUGCGGGCAUGUGGGCAUGUUGGCCUGAGGUGCAGAUAUGUCGACACAACGAAGGCCAGUUGAUUUAAAGGCAAUUGCUCACUGAAUAUUAAACUAAAACUAUAUAUAGUUCAGUUUUAAAAUACUGAUCUGGGGCCGGGUGGCGGCGCACCUGGUUGAGCACACUUGUUACAGCACACACAGGCCUGGUUCAAGCCCCAGGUCCCCACCUGCAGGGGGAAAGCUUUGUGAGUGGUGAAGCAGGGCAACAGGUAUCUCUCUUCCUAUCUCUUUCUUCCCACUUGAUUUCUGGCUGUCUCUAGCCAAUAAAUAAAGAUGAUUUAAAAAAAAUUUUAAAAAAGAAAAAUCUUUUAAAAAAUAAAAUACCGAUCUAAGAUACUGAGAUAUGAGAUAAAACUGAAUCUACCAAAGUUCAGUCUCCUACUUAAAAACUGUCUUAGUCAGCUCGCAGCUACUCCUGUUAACAUUUAGCUUUGUCAGAUGCGGUGCCAGCUAGGUUCCGGGAGAGAUCCGCUGCAGGGCCUGCAUUCCUUUAGCAGAGAUUUUAAGAUCCUCCGCCACUGUAGUUAAACAUGCCAAUAAAGUUGUGCUCCUCUCUGUC
Messenger RNA from Erinaceus europaeus (western European hedgehog), 3478 nucleotides. It is a transcript of the gene PRPS2, whose product is annotated as phosphoribosyl pyrophosphate synthetase 2. Gene Ontology annotation, cellular component: cytoplasm; ribose phosphate diphosphokinase complex. The record is from RefSeq and is a predicted model, not a curated record. Gene Ontology annotation, biological process: ribonucleoside monophosphate biosynthetic process; 5-phosphoribose 1-diphosphate biosynthetic process; purine nucleotide biosynthetic process. The transcript is spliced from 7 exons. Gene Ontology annotation, molecular function: ribose phosphate diphosphokinase activity; magnesium ion binding. NCBI's taxonomy places the organism in Eukaryota, Metazoa, Chordata, Mammalia, Eulipotyphla, Erinaceidae. Bases 112 to 1068 code for a protein of 318 amino acids.